CAAAUCAUCGCUUUCUCCUUUAUUGCCUCUUUUUCGGUCCUUUUUUCCUUUCUUUUCUCUGUUUUCUUGGUCCCUCGUUGCACUUUUUUUGUUGUAUUUGACACUGUCGUCACUGUUUUCUUCGUUCUUGUCGUUUUCCCCUUGCAGGUCAUGUUUGAAGCGGUUAAGAAUGUGUUGGCAAAGUCGGGCAGAAAAACGCAGAAUGCAAACCGGCAUCAAGUGUUUGUCAACGUCUAUGAUAUGCUUCAACCGAGCUUCCUGACCAACUGUGGGUAUUUGCUGGGCGUCGGCAUUUAUCAUUCUGGCGUGGAAAUUGGCGGACAAGAAUAUUGUUUUGGCGGUCAUGAGUACGAAUACAUUACGGGUGUGUUUGCCGUGGAAGCCAAAGUCGGCCCUGCCGAACUAUUUUUCAAACAAUCGAUCAAAAUGGGAUAUACCCAUUUGGCUGACGACGAAAUAGCUCACGUGUUACAAGAUAUAUCCAAAGAAUUUGUGGGUACAUCGUACAAUUUGCUCACUAGAAACUGCAAUCAUUUUACGGACGAAUUGUGUUUUCGUUUGACGGGAAAACAUGCGCCAGGAUGGAUCAAUCGGGCCGCCAAACUAGGCACCAUGUUUCCUUGUGUAAUUCCCACCGAGUGGAUCGAACCUCCUGCAUGUGAAGCCGGUGCCACACGGUCUUCAACGACUCCUUCUACGUCUCCUACUGCCAUCUCUUCACCCAAAACUCCUCUAAAAGUGCCAAGUUUCCAGUCCACCACCACUACCACCAAGUCGCGAUUGCAUGAGUCGUCUUAUACCUAUUCGGAGAAAAAGAAACGAUCGGGGUCCAGCAAAUCUUCGCGAACAUCUUUAGAAACGCGCCAUAAAUCUCAUAAACAUACCUCGACCUCCUCUUCCCGAGCCGACAGUAUCAUUCUUGUAAAAAAAGCAUCCACUUCAGUGACCAUGGACGAAACUGUUGGUCAUCCGCCAGUGAAAGAGCCCGACAGUUAUCGACCUGAAGUCAUUCGGUCCGCCACUCAGCUGUCCAUGGGCGCUUCCUUGAAAGAAAUGGAUUUACCCGCUUAAGUUGGCUUUUCUCCCAUGGAUUCCCUUAUCUUUUUAUUUUUAUUUUUAUUUUUAUUUUUGGUGAUAUUAUAAGGUGUUAUCUUUAUUUUCUGUUUUUCUCACCGUGGACUUUAUCCAUUUUUGAUUCCAAGAGAAACACAUAUACAAGUCAUUACAGUACAGAAAUAUGGGUG
Radiomyces spectabilis is the source of this 1244-nucleotide messenger RNA. Its product is annotated as PPPDE putative peptidase domain-containing protein. NCBI's taxonomy places the organism in Eukaryota, Fungi, Mucoromycota, Mucoromycetes, Mucorales, Radiomycetaceae. Gene Ontology annotation, molecular function: deubiquitinase activity. The transcript has 6 exons. The coding region runs from base 151 to 1071 and encodes 306 amino acids. The record is from RefSeq and is a predicted model, not a curated record. Gene Ontology annotation, biological process: protein deubiquitination.